Messenger RNA from Dipodomys ordii (Ord's kangaroo rat), 3149 nucleotides. RefSeq names its product R3H domain and coiled-coil containing 1-like (gene R3hcc1l). NCBI's taxonomy places the organism in Eukaryota, Metazoa, Chordata, Mammalia, Rodentia, Heteromyidae. The coding region runs from base 93 to 2423 and encodes 776 amino acids. The transcript has 7 exons. The record is from RefSeq and is a predicted model, not a curated record.
CCUGGUGCGCGCCCCAGCGGCGAGCGGAAGAGCGGGAGCUGCGGUGAGGCGGCGGAAGCAGAGAGUCACGGCGUCCCGAUUGAAGUGGUGCCAUGCAGCCAGAAGCAGAGAGGUGCAGAGUUCGAGCCAAAAGGCCUGACAUGGCACUUUAUGUCCCCAAAGCUAGAAGGGAUGCAGCACUCCUCAAGACAGGUGCUAAAGAAAAAAACUGCAAUCUUCCUGACUCUGUGCUGAAAGAACAAAAAGAAGAUAGUCUUUCUCAAAAGGAGAUUUUUGUGGACAAAUUGGAGACUGAAAGACUGAGUGUAAAUCUAAAUAAAAAAGAGUAUAAUUAUAGGGAAGGCAAGAAAUCUUCAUCAAGAUUAAGGAGAGACACAUGCCUUCAAAAAGGGAAUAAAGAUAGGCUUUGUACUAAGAAAAUAACCAUGGAAUCCAAAGCUGUAUUAUCCCAAGAACCUCAGCAAACAGUCCCAAGUUGUGGGAUCAUGUCUAGUGUACCUAUACAAAGACAUUUUAAACCAAAGGACAUGGAGUGUUUAGAAGUUCAAAAUAUAGCUGUGGCAGGAUAUGAGGGGACACUUCUAUCACAAUCUUCUUCAGAAACCAGUGAUAUUCAGCUUAUAAACAAACCAUUUCAGAAGAUGGAAUGCUGUGAUUUCAGUAGGCAUGAGUUAAAUGGAGAAACUUCAGAAGAAAGCAGAAUUGAAACUGAUGCUGAAGUUGUGGAGAUUCUCUCUCAGUUUCCCAGAGUUUGUACUACUGUGUUGACACCACCAGAUACUAUGCUUGCACCAGUAAAAAUAAAUUCUGAUUCUCAAAUCUUACCAAAAGACAUACAGACAUUGGAUGGAAUGUUAAAGCUCACCAUUGAGAGCAUCACUGCUGCUUCUGUUUCUGGAAGUCCAGAUGAUGUCAUUGAUCAGACUUGUAUAGACUCUAAAGCUGAGAAUAUAAGUGAUAUAUCCAAUAGUACAAGUCUCAUCUUGGGUCAGAAAAAUGCAGAUUUCAUUCUUGAUAAUAUGGGUCACAUCUCUCAUAAAGUAACUGUAGUCAGCAAAUUAGAGAUCACAAAUGACAUUAUUGAGCCAACAAUGAUUAGAGAGAGUGAUAAUGACAACACUGAUGAUGAGUUACGUGGAAAAUGUGAGCCUUCUGAUACAACUGUCCUUGUUCAUGAAACAGAUACAGAUAAUAGGUCUGGAAGAGUAAGUGCUAGUGCUUGUGAGGCAUGUAUGAUGGGCAUUGCAGGUACCGUGUGUGAUCACAUAACUAUAGGCAGCCCUUGUAUAGUUGGAAUUGGACUACCUGAUGAGACAUGUAGCAAUAUAAGUACUUUCUCAAAGUCUAUAGGAAUGAAUGUAGAUGCAGCUCCUCUUCAUGUACCUAAAAGUGAGAAUGACUCUGAAAAUGUCAGCAACCUGACUGCUUGCUUAGAUAUUUAUGCUGAGAGUUUUACAGAGUCAACAGGAAAGUUGAUAGAGAGCUUGUCAGAUUGUGCUUCUUCCUUACCUAUAAAGAAGAUUGCUGAUAGUAAUUGUAAUACUUUUUUGGACUCAGAACUCACUGUGUCAAAUGGGGCAAAAGUACUUUCAGAGAAUGCCUUGGGCAAUGAUCUGGAUAGUACUGGUGAUAUAACAGAGGCAUCUCAUGAACUAAGAACUGCUGAACAGGUCCAAACAAAAGAGCAAGAUGACUUAGAAAAUACAGAAUUUACUGUAUCAUUUCCUGAUAGAGAAUCAUCUAUAGAAAUAUCUGUGGAGCUAAAAGCAAAUGAAACUUCUCACAUACAGGGAAGUACUGCUAGUGAGGAGAGCUGGGAGUCUAUGUUUAAUGAUGAUGGUGACUGCGUGGAUCCACGACUUCUACAAGAGUUAUCAGGGAACAUGAAGAACAGAGAAAGCAUUCAGGAACCUAGAUUUGAUUAUUACAACAAUGAACUUCCUGAUAUAGACCUCAGUGAAUGUGAGUUCCCACAUGUCAUUGAAAUUUAUGACUUCCCCCAAGAAUUUCGUACAGAAGACCUUCUCCGGGUUUUCUGCAGUUACCAAAAGAAAGGAUUUGAUAUUAAAUGGGUAGAUGAUACACAUGCUCUAGGAGUAUUCUCCAGUCCGAUUACAGCUCGUGAUGCUCUGGGUAUUAAACAUACCAUGGUGAAGAUCCGGCCCUUGUCACAAGCUACAAGAGCAGCCAAGGCUAAAGCUAGAGCUUAUGCAGAGUUCCUCCAGCCAGCAAAAGAGCGACCUGAGACUUCAGCAGCCCUAGCCAGAAGGUUGGUCAUCAGUGCCCUUGGGGUUCGAAGCAAGCAGAGCAAAACAGAACGAGAAGCAGAGCUUAAGAAACUGCAAGAAGCCCGAGAGAGAAAGCGGUUGGAAGCCAAACAACGGGAAGACAUCUGGGAAGGAAGAGACCUGUCUGCAGUUUGAACAUUGCUUAAUGAAAAGGAUAAAUUCCCAUGCAUUAGCAAAUGUUUCAUAGUCUUCAAAUGAGAGGAUCAUUCUAGAGCUGUGUACAUGCUGAGGUACAUGUUAAAGAAAAAGAAAAAGUGGUCAAGACAAAGACUGACAGGGCUAAGAGAGAAGGUAAAAUCCUGUGCUCACUCCUAGUUGCAGUUCUUUGCGACUUUUCCUACCAUGGUAGAUACAGAAGGGAACUAUCAAAACAUGGAAGAUGUGCCAUCCAAGAAUCCUUUGGAAAGGGUCGUGUACGCAUCGUGUUUGUAUGGUUCAUACUUCCCAAGAGGUCUAAAGCAAAAGAAGAGCACAACAGAGGAUUCAAACCUGUAGUGAUGGGAGAUUGAGACUUUGUAAAGGCAGAAUGUUCCUUAGUACCUCACAAAGCCAAGUAUAGUAAUACUGGGGCAAGUAGGGGGAGCAGUUACAACAACAAGAAGAAUGACUGGUGUACUUGGCAUACACAGACUUACUCUGCCAGUUCCAGCACUCCAAUGAUGGUGAACAGCAGCAGCUAUGGGUAUUUGGACUCCUGAGUUCAUACUGAUCUCAGUGCCUGGGGCUGCUCCAGCUGCACUUAAGCCAGGGGUCUGCCAGCUUUCUUCUCAUAGGAAGCCAGUCUGAGGAGCUGUGUGCCAGUUCCAAUUUAAGCAGCAAUAUGUUGUAAGAGGGAGACAUUAAAGGCCAUUUUAUGACAUA